GAUGGCAGUAUUAUUCUCGAGAAGAAGCAGACGCAUUGAAAACAUCUGUCUACGAAAGAAAAAUAAAUUGUGGAAAAGUAUGAGAAAGUAAAUCAAUGAUCGAUUUUUAAUCACUUCGAAUCAGCUUUGAUGGGUCACCUUUGUUGUUAUCUAUUGUUCUUUGAGGUGUAGAGGCUUUACGAUUUUAAAUUUGAUUUAUAGUUGAUGCGCGAUUUAUGAGGCAGAUGUAAUUUGUUGAUAUCAAACCGCGGAAUGAAACAUUUUCCCGCGCGUUCUGGCAGCUGGAUUUACUAUUUUAGUUUCUUCAAAACACUUUCCAUCAGAUGGAGACAAAAUCUCUGUAUAUCAUUAUGUUUGCCGAUGUCCUGCCUCUUAGAUAACAGUGGCCUAAAACAUCUUAUCUAAAGAAGCUCUCUCAAGAAUCUUGUACAGAUUAUCUCUUGGAUCAUGAAGUACUUUGAUCCCGAUAAUGGAGCUUGGCAGGAAAUGCGUCCAGGUGACAGUCGCAGCCAGCAAAUGGACAUGGAUGCUAUUUCCAUGUCUUCGGCAUCUGUGAUUGCUGAGCAAAGCAGCAACCAACGAGGCCUAUACCGAACCAAGAGCACUUCCAGCAAGUACUCUCUGAAGAGCAAUGGCACGGACGGUGGCGCCGGUUCGGGCAUUAUGCGCCUGACCAAAGGCCUGUCCACCCGUCAAAGGAAGAGAGUCAUCCUUAAAAAUGGAAACGUCAAUCUACAGAAAGAACAUGUUAGCAAACGAAGGCAACGGUUUCUGCAAGACAUUUUCACAACCAUGGUCGAUAUACAAUGGAGAUAUAACCUCAUGGUAUUCGCCAUGGGUUUUCUUCUUAGUUGGCUCGGCUUCGCUCUCAUCUGGUGGCUUAUUUGCAUGGCACACGGAGACUUUGAUCAUGUUGGCGACGAAAAUUGGAAGCCGUGUGUGGCAGAUGUUCACAACUUCGCGACAGCUUUUCUCUUCUCAGUGGAAACGCAGCAUACUAUUGGCUACGGUUCGCGUUGCACCAGCGAAGAAUGCCCCGAAGCCAUUUUCAUCAUGUGCGUUCAAUCUAUCACGGGUGUCAUGAUUCAGUGCUUCAUGGCAGGCAUCGUGUUUGCCAAGCUCUCCAGGCCCAAGAAUCGCUCUCAGACGCUCAUGUUCAGCAGGUACGCAUGCGUCUGUCUACGAGAUGGAAGGUUGUGCUUCAUGUUCAGGGUAGGCGACAUGAGAAAGUCGCACAUCAUCGGAGCAACUAUCAGCGCACAAGUUAUCAGAAGGAAGACAACAUUAGAAGGAGAGGUGAUCCCUUACUAUCAUACUCUCCUGGAUGUCCGCUUCGACAAUGGCGGAGAUUCUGUGUUCCUAAUUUGGCCAGCCACAAUAGUACACGAAAUAAAUGAAAGCAGUCCUUUCUAUAACAAAUCUGCAGAGGAUAUGCUGAGAGAGAGGUAUGAGGUAGUUGUCAUCCUAGAAGGCACCAUAGAAUCCACCGGACAAUCCAUACAGGCGAGAUCUUCUUAUAUAGGCACAGAGAUCCUAUGGGGGCAUCGUUUUGACCAAGUUGUCAGCUUCCGCAAAGAAACAGGAGAAUACCUAGUGAACUACAGCAAAUUCAAUGCUACCAAUGAGGUUCAGACCCCUCUAUGUAGUGCCAGAGACUUUUAUGAAUACCAGAGAAUUCUGAGUGAAGCAACCAAAUCUCCUUCUUUUGUGAAUCCACCAGACAACAGCACGACAAGUUCCAGUAUCCGUGAAGGUUACCAGCGAAGCAAUUCAUCCCCAGAAGGAAGAAUUAGUGUCACCACCAAAGGCACAGAACCAACAGCGGAAACUCCAUUAUUAACUGAACCACCGACUUCCUCUACAGAUUGUUAAUCAUAAGAGACAGAGUGAUAUGAUUUUAAAAUAAAAUGAGUACCAAAGCCUGUGUGUGAAUGCACAAGAACAAAUUAAGAUCCUAUCAGGAUAAACUCUCCCUUAUAAUCAAUUCUGCAUUUAUUAAAUACUCUUGGCAACAGAGUAUUUUACGAACUUACAUUUCAUUUGGUUCACUUGAAGAAAAUACUCAUCAGCAAAAGAUGACGUUUCUGAGCUUUCAAAUAAUUGAAUAUUUUUACAUAGAGUAAUAAGUUAGAAUUUAAUCAAUUUCAUUUUGAAUUGAGAUUAUGUGUAGUUUAGAAAAUAAAGUACAUAUGAAUGUUUGUAAGUGUGAAUAAAUAAUGAAUCAUGUCCAACAUAAAUAUUUAAUAAUAAAAAUCGAAUA
Molecule: messenger RNA, 2260 nt
Organism: Argiope bruennichi
Lineage: Eukaryota; Metazoa; Arthropoda; Arachnida; Araneae; Araneidae
Product: G protein-activated inward rectifier potassium channel 3-like
Exons: 9
Coding region: 448-1872 (474 amino acids)
Biological process (GO): potassium ion import across plasma membrane; regulation of monoatomic ion transmembrane transport
Cellular component (GO): plasma membrane
Molecular function (GO): inward rectifier potassium channel activity
Source: RefSeq, a predicted model, not a curated record